Molecule: messenger RNA, 6938 nt
Organism: Bacillus rossius redtenbacheri
Lineage: Eukaryota; Metazoa; Arthropoda; Insecta; Phasmatodea; Bacillidae
Gene: ClpX
Product: ATP-dependent Clp protease ATP-binding subunit clpX-like, mitochondrial
Exons: 13
Coding region: 292-2097 (601 amino acids)
Cellular component (GO): mitochondrial matrix
Molecular function (GO): zinc ion binding; ATP binding; ATP hydrolysis activity
Source: RefSeq, a predicted model, not a curated record
UGUCUGUUUUGGUUGUAUCUAUGGUUAUGAGUAGUCUGCUGUGUUUAGUAUUUACAUCUCUAAUAAUAAGUUUGGUAAACAGUGGAGUAGCUUAGAAGCUUAGACAUUGAUCAGAUUAGUAAUUUUGUGAAUUAAAAUUGUUAUAUAGUAUUUUUCAGAUAUCUUAAUAGAGAUUAUUAUUUUAUAAGAACCUGGUGAUUGUAGACGUCACUUUUUGUCUAUGUAUGACCUUCCUCUCAAAGCUUCCUGGAGUCUGUAUUUUCCAUUAGCGAAGUGUAAGCUCAGGUGAGGAUGGGUAGCGUGAGAGCGGGACUGGUUUCUGCCGGGAAGUUGAUAGCAAACAGAAGCUGCAGACAUCACCAUGGCCUGCUGUGCCGCGGCAGAGUGUCGCUGGUGGAGGCGUCAGGGGGCCGGAGCCUCGUGACGGGCGUGCUCUGCCUGAGGCAGGCGGGAGCGGCCGGGACCGGCGUGGGGGGCUCCAAGGGGGACCAGGCGAAGAAGGGCGGGGCGGGCAAGGGCCCGGGCAAGGACGGCCUGAGCCUGGCCUGCCCCCGGUGCGGGGACCCCUGCACGCACGUCGAGACCUUCGUGUCGUCAUCAAGAUUUGUCAAGUGUGUAAACUGCCACCAUUUUUUUGUUGUUCUGUCUGAACAAGACAGUAAGAAAUCAUUAAAAGAGAACCGGGAUGAACCAAAAACUGGUUUCUUUCACAAACCUCCACCUCCACCCAAAAAGAUAUUUGAAUACCUGAACAAACAUGUAAUUGGCCAAGAUUACGCGAAGAAAGUGCUGUCGGUCGCCGUGUACAACCACUACAAGAAGAUCUACCACAACAUACCUCAGCAGGCCCAGUCGUCGAACCAGCGGCAAGACGUGGCCGUGAUGGAGCAGUCGUCGCAGCACUCCUUCGCACAUCGAGACCUGAUGCACAUCACGGGGAUCGGCCAGGCCGCGAACCUGGGCGUGGGCAUGCAGUCCCCUCCCCCCCCGCCCGAGCCCGAGGUGCGCCGGCUGUCCGUCCACGCCGGCAGCGACAUCCUGGACUCGGUCAGCCACGAGCUGCGGCUGGACAAGAGCAACAUCCUCAUGCUGGGGCCGACCGGCUCAGGUAAAACUCUGAUAGCGCAGACAAUCGCCCAGUGCCUGGACGUCCCGUUCGCUAUCUGCGACUGCACGACUCUGACACAGGCGGGCUAUGUGGGAGAAGACAUUGAAAGUGUCAUCGCAAAACUGUUACAAGACGCAAACUACAACGUCGACAGAGCUCAGAUGGGGAUCGUGUUCCUGGACGAGGUGGACAAAAUCGGAGCCGUGCCGGGAAUCCACCAGCUAAGGGAUGUCGGAGGUGAGGGUGUUCAACAAGGGAUGCUGAGGAUGCUGGAAGGUACGAUUGUAAACGUGCCGGAACGUAACUCAUCUCGCAAAUUGAGAGGCGACAUUAUCCAAGUGGACACAACAAACAUUCUUUUUGUAGCUUCUGGCGCCUACAACGGACUGGACAGGCUUAUAAGUCGCCGCAAAAACGAGAAGUACCUGGGCUUCGGCGUGCCCGUGUCGGAGAACGCCGGGCGCCGCGCGGCCACGCAGGCCGACCAGGCCAACAUCAGCGCGUCCGUGUCGUCCGAGGAGGACAACGUGGAGAGGGACAUGUUCCUGAGACAAGUGGAGGCUCGGGACCUCAUAGAGUUCGGCAUGAUACCGGAAUUUGUAGGCAGGUUUCCAGUGCUGGUGCCGUUCCAUUCCCUGGACCAGAGCAUGCUGGUCAGAAUCCUGACGGAGCCCCAGAAUGCUGUUGUGCCACAGUACCAGAUGCUGUUUGCGAUGGACAAGGUCGACCUUUCCUUCUCGCCGGAAGCUCUGAAUGCUAUCGCUCGCCUGGCGAUAGAGAGGAAAACUGGCGCUCGUGGUCUUAGAGCUAUCAUGGAGAGCCUGCUCCUGGAGCCGAUGUUCGAGGUGCCCGGCUCGACGGCCGUCAGCGUGCACGUGACGGAGGACGUGGUGGCGGGCAAGAGCGCGCCCGUCUACAUCCACGGCAAGCCCGUGCCCGAGAGCGAGGACCAGGCCGUGGAGCUGCAGGCGCGCGCCAACGCCAAGUGAUGGCCCGGCGCCGACGUCUAGAUCCUGUUCCGCGUCACAACUACCGCAACUUCAUUCAAUUUCAGUCUAAAAAAAAAAUUAUUUUAUCUACGGUUCUAGGUCUUGCGAACAUAUCGUACUGUCAAAGUAAUACGGCCACAUGUCGAAAGUAGAAACUUUUAACACAAUAUUAAACAAGAGGCUAUAUUAUUGCAAUAACAUGGUUAAAUUUCUCAGACUUGCGUCCAUCAUAACAUCGUGUUUUGACCGUCAUUUUUCAAAAUUCAGGUAUGGCCUUAUUACAUUGGUAAGAUUGGCAGAUGUUGUUUCCAUUGGCGAUCUUAACUCAAUUUUAACAUUUUUUGAGAUAUGGCUCUAUUACUUUGACAGUGCGAUAUGAUGCAUGAUUUUAUAUCAACAGUAGCAAAAUAAUUGUUGUGCUAUAAAUGACUCAAACCUGCGUAUUUGAUGAAUUUGAAUUAUUAUCUAUUAUAACUAAAUCACAGUUUUAUACGAAAAGUUGAAGUGAUUCAUCAUUAUGAUUUGUUUUUUUUUUUUUUUUGCUCAAAGUUUUGGAAUUUUAUCUUUUUGAAUAUAUGGUGAAUAGCGCUUUUCGUAGUACAUAGCCUGCAAUCUGUAAAUAGGACAUCAUAUUAUGAAAUUUUAUGUAAACAUCUUUUUGAUUGGUUUUGUAAACACUUUGAUGAUAUUAAAUUGAAACUAGUAUUUGCAAAGCCAAUUAUAUUUUUUAUCACUUACUACUAGGAUAAAGCUUAUUUCUUUGGACAGAGAGGAUAAUUUUCCAUGUGACUAGAUAACCAGCUUUACUUACAGUAAAUCCCUGAUAACAAUUUUCUCAAAGUACUUAGAAAUUUAGAAUUAUUAUCUGGGAAGUUUUAUCAAAAGGGUAAAAUUAUGAGUAUUUUUAGGUGCAGUGAUACACUUUUUAAACUAAUUAUAAAGGAAAUUUUCUUAAGCAGAGUUUUCUAUAAAAGGGUUUAACUAUAUUUCUUUCUUGUUACUUAAGGAUAUUGAAACUUUACAGAUGCUGAUAAAGAAGAGUUACUUAAUACUGUAUUUACCUGAAUUUUUUGCAAAAAAAAACUGUGGAAACUAAAAAGUGGGAGUCACAAACCUGUGUCUUGCGUUGGGGAACAGUGUAAUUGAAAAACUGCUGGCUCUGUCUCUCAAAUGUGUCACUUACGCCACUUUAGCGCGGGGCUUCCUGAACCUCUGCACAGGCACGACAGAUGAGAGAUGCAGGGUGAAGGGGAGGGUGCACAUGGGGUUUGUAACGGGGUCCCGUCUGCUUCUCUCUGCUGUGGCUGCUGGGGAAGUAACCCGUCCCCACAUCACCGCGAUCUCUGCUUGCUGAAGACCCACUGCUUUUCAACUACAGUCGUAAAAAAACAAUCAAUUCUCUAACUGCGGCACGGUGUUUCAAACGAGACAGUGUAAGUCACUCUACUGACAAAAGUGGCACCAGAAAGGUCUAGUAAAUAUGGAAUAAAUUAAAAAAAUUUAAAUAAUUUUCAAAUGCUUUGUACUUGAAUUGCGAUGUCCAAUAAAUAAAGAGUUUUUUUUUUUCAUAAAUUCAUAAGCAAAAAGUUUGGGGUUGCAUAAUUUUUUGGGUAAAUACGAUACUGGUCGUGUUUAUAUUUCGCUUGUCCGGAAGGAUUGUGUUUUUCGGAUAUGUGUGCAUUCCACGGGUUUUUGCAGAUGCUGUCUACUGGACAUGUUUAAAUAAUGUAUAGACUGAGGGACUGUCUUACUUCUUUUGAUUACAAAUAAAUUGUGUAGGCAGUUUAUCAGUUUGCAUUUUCAAAAUCCAACAAAAAUUCAUAGUAGUUUGGUGUUUUGAUAUGACUCAUACGUAGUGUAUAAAAACUGCUCGUGGUUUUUUCAUAUGUAUUAGACACUAAGAUUAUGAUUAAAAUAAAAUUCCCUCCUUUCAAGUUCUGAUAAAUUUUGUUUUAAUACUGAGAAUUACCGUACUUGUUAGAAGUAUUUUGGCAAAACUCUGUUUUGUCUUUGUAUGCAUAGGUGAUAAACCUAACAUUGAUGUACAGUGAUGAUGAUACAUGAAUAGGAAGUCCAAUGCAUAUAACUAAUAUACAUAUUUUUAAGUUGCCUAUUUAUAAUAAUAAUAGACAAAAUUACUAAGUUGAUGAAAGUGUUGGUAUAAUAAGUAUUAUUGUUCAAUAUGUUUCAUGUAUGCAAUUAAUAGUACUUUAGCUGACAAACAUUGUGAAAAAUUUAAUUUUGUUAAAUGUUUUCUGCUAUUUAUAGGGGUUUGGAGACAAAAAAAAAGUUAAAUUUUGGUAUGUUAUUUUCAUUUAGCAUAGUAUUAAACUUAUUAUUCAUUGCCUUAUAAUGCACAGUAUACGCAAUUGCGUGAUAAUGUCUUAUAAAUCAAUGAAUGCCAGCUGCACACUCAAAAAAUUGUCACGUUCCGCCUGAGCCGAGCGUGCAAGAACCGGCCAACCAUCGUGCGAGAAAAUCUUCUAUAAUUUCAAACAGGUUAAGGCGGGCUUUUUAACUAAUUGUUCUUGAUUAUAUUCAAACAAAUUAUUUAAAUUAAAUUUGCAAAAACUGUAAAUAAUAUUUGAAAAUUAAAAAGUGAGCAAUUUUUCAUCAAUGUUUUCUUAUGACGCUAUCACUUAAAAUUAUCGUCCGUAAACAGACUUUACAGACAACCCCCUUUUUUAUUUAUAAUUUUCAGAAAUUUUCACCAGUAUCAAUAACAUGUUUUUUGCAUUAAUAUGUUUCUUAAUUAUUUACAAAAUUUCCAUGAAUGCUCUUGUUACUGAGUACUUUAGAGUACAGAGGUGAGUGCGAAACAACCCGUGGUCCACGGGGCAUAGUUACCCACCAAGCGUGGGCAGGAACUCACCACUAAGCGGGAAAUCACUGGAAUAUCUGAGGACUUCAGUCACUAGAAUAAACAAUAUCGGGUGUAACUAAAGUACAUGUCAAAACUAUGGGUACGUAGAGGAGGCAGAAAUCUUGCUGUAUAGAAGGAAAAACACUGAUUCUCUUCCAUAUCGCCAUAUCAGUGAUGAAAUUAAGCAAAUUGCAAAAUCAAAAAGUAUAAAUUUUCAAUAUUUUAUAUUUCAGUUGCUGUGGAUGAGAGCCUUUUUAAAUGGUUUAAUGCUCACUUGCUUGAACUUAAGCUCUAUCGCAAGCCAAAAUGGCAUGCAACUAGAGAAAAUGGUGAGCAUGGGGUAUUUUUUGUAGAUCAAAAAAAAAGGGCCUUGAAAAUACAAAUUGCCUGGCUAGAUUCCUAAAUUUUUGAAUUUGGUUCAUCAUCAUAUAAAGUUUGGUCACCCUUGACCUGUAUUUCGGAGAGAGUAUUGCACUUUGAUUGUUGGCCCGUUGGUUCCGUCACCUCCGUCAUUGUAUUAGUUUUUCAAUUCUUCCGACAGUGUGAAAGUGUAUAUACUGAAAAAAAAAUAAUAAUAACUAUCCAGGGUAGUGCAGGUGUGGUGAAAGGAAUUUUCGGGAUAUAACACAAUGUUUUUGACUCCUUUUAACCUUCUCUCUGGUUUUCAGUUUGCUGACUGGUUAGUCACUGGUUAGUCUGUCAUCUGCACAGAACUUUCUAGAAGUCAACUUAACAAUUGCAACGUGAUUUACUUUACCAAUAUUUAGACAAACGGGCAGAUGUGUGGCACUAGCUGGCUGCAUUGUGUUGCAUGGUCCUCCAGCAAGUAUGUGCAGACUCAGGCGCAUGUGUGAACCAUGCCAAAUUGACAACACCCUGCAGAUCCAGAUGACUUUUUGGGUUAUUGGCUUACGCAAGGAUAAAAUAUUUUGUUUCCAUCGUGCCGAGUUUAUACAUGUAACCUCAAAAUAAUUAAAUUUCAGUUUUAAAGCAUGAAGUAGCAAAAGUUACUGGUUGAAAGUAAGAUUUUUUUUUAAGCUUUAAUGAAAACAACUUUAUUGGGUUUAGCUUGUCCGACAUUUCUGGAUUUAAUCACAGGUCAUUACGUGGAAGAUAAAAAGUAUCCGAAUGCUACUGUAGUUUUAUUUACAGGGUUGGUAGUACAGUAAAUCCCAUUUUCUUCAGGCUCUGAAAUGUUGAACAGUCUUAUUAUAAUUAGAUACGUAAUAAUAUGUGCGUUGUUCAUUCCACAAUAUUGGUAUGAUACUGUAGCUUGUUAAUCAUUCAGGUGAUGUUGGUUGUUUGUAAUUUCCUGUUGGAGGGAGGGGGAAUGCUAGAUUCUGAAUAGUCAGUUAAUUGAGGCUGGGUUUAAAAUGUUUCUCAUGUGACACAGAUAGCUAUUCCAGUUUUAUUAUUUUGCAGUUUUUUUGUAGCCAACUCCAUGAGUAUUUGUCUGAACUGAAAAUUUAAUUUUGCAACCAAGCUUCUGUGGAUUUUUUUUAGCUGCGGUAGUAUCGGUUAUCAUUGCUGCAGAGAAAAAAUAUUUGUUAUCUGUUUUGUGGUCAGUUUGCUGGUUGAAAGUUUGUUGUUUGGAAAAUUACAGUUUAUUGUGAUUAGUGUGUGUUCCUAAAUUAUGAAAAUGUUUUAUUUUUAUGGUUAUUAUGUUCUCUAUUGAAAGAUAAGACUUACUGUAUUUACUAUAUAAGUAAUUUUUUCAUUAGAUUUGUUUCUAUUUGGGGUUCAUAUAUUUACUAAACUAUCUUAAUUUAAAUAAUUUUCAAACCUCUACAAAGUUUUAAAAUGAAAAUACUAAAUUAUAGGUUUGUAGAAUAGCUUUCAUAAUGUUUGGAAACUAUUUAUGUUUAUAAGAUGUGGUUAGUUUAUUUGCUUUUAAUAUUUGGUUAUCUUUAUGCUAAUGAAUAUUCAGGUGUGACAUUUGUAUAUAACUGUAAAUAAAAGUAUUUUUAAAUGUUACAAA